AUGCUCCACGCCCUGGCCAAGCACGCCGGCUGGAGUCUCGCCAUUGCCUGCAAAGGCCCUCGGCGCCCCCAUCGGCCUCGCCCGCUUCGGCUACGCCUACGCCCCCUCGACGAGGCCCUCUCCCGCGCCGUCAUCGACCUCUCCAACCGCCCCUACUCCGUCAUCGACCUCGGCCUCCGCCGCGAGCGCAUCGGCGACCUCAGCUGCGAAAUGAUCCCCCACUGCAUGCAGUCCUUUGCCCAGGGCGCCCGCGUCACCCUCCACGUCGACUGCAUCAGGGGCGAGAACGAUCACCACAGGGCCGAGAGCGCUUUCAAGGCCCUCGCCAUCGCCGUUCGCGCCGCCACCACCAAGGUCGCCGGCAGGGAAGGCGAGAUCCCCAGCACCAAGGGCACCUUGACUGCGUAA
This is a messenger RNA of Parascedosporium putredinis, 408 nucleotides long. The record is from the annotation of a GenBank genome assembly. Lineage: Eukaryota; Fungi; Ascomycota; Sordariomycetes; Microascales; Microascaceae.